This is a messenger RNA of Ananas comosus (pineapple), 3987 nucleotides long. RefSeq lists its product as uncharacterized. The record is from RefSeq and is a predicted model, not a curated record. The coding region runs from base 199 to 3693 and encodes 1164 amino acids. Gene Ontology annotation, biological process: signal transduction. NCBI's taxonomy places the organism in Eukaryota, Viridiplantae, Streptophyta, Magnoliopsida, Poales, Bromeliaceae. The transcript is spliced from 13 exons.
CAUCUCUAUUUCUCUCUCUCUCUCGCUCUCGCAAAAGAAAGAAGUGAGUCGACCCGAAGAAACGAUCUCGCCUUUUCCAUCUCUCUCUCCCCCCCAUUUUCUCUUCGAAUUCCUCGCGAUUUCGCCUCCGAUAAGCGAUCGGAGAGCGAUCGGAAACUUGGUUUAGUCCUUUUUGCCCGGUGAUUUGAUCGACGGGGGAUGGAUUCGAGCGGCGGGGUGGAGUCGCCGGAGACGGGGAGGCCCGCGGCGGUGGUGCUGGACUUUCCGGCGGGGGAGCCGUCGUCGCCGGCGAAGGUGCCGCGGAGGAUCCGGCGGAGGCUUAUGGAGGCGAAGAGCAGUUCCCCGACGAGCGUGGAGGAGAUCGAAGCCAAGCUUAGGGAAGCCGAUCUCCGGAGACAGCAAUUUUAUGACUGGUUGUCUAGUAAAGCAAGGCCUAAGCCAAGGAGCCCUUCAUGGUCAUCUCAAGAGGAAGAUCUCGGCCAGAGACUUGAGGCUAAGCUUAUAGCAGCAGAGCAGAAAAGGUUGAGUCUCUUGGCAAAGGCACAAAAGCGGCUGGCCAAGUUGGAUGAGCUGCGACAAGCUGCUAAGACCGGUGCAGAGAUGCGACUUGAGAAGGAGCGUGAAGCGCUGGGCACGAGAGUCGAAUCUCGAGUCCAACAGGCUAAGGCAAACCGAAUGCGCCUCCUUAAUGCAUACAUGCAAAGAAGGGCCGCCGCCCAUGAGAGAACAGCCAGAUCACUUGUACAGAGGAUAAUCCAAGAGAACAAGUAUAAAGAGUGUGUCCAAUUGGCAAUAUAUCAGAAGCGUACUGCUGCCGAGAAGAAAAGAAUGGGUUUGCUAGAAGCCGAGAGGAAAAGGGCUCAAGCCAGGGUGAUGCAGGCUCGUCGAGUAGCCAAAACAGUAUGCAGUCAGAGAGAAAGUGAGAGGAGGAAAAUGAAAGAGCAGUUAGAAAACCGGCUUCAAAGGAGAAGCUCCCACAAAAGCCACACCAAAGAGGCAAAGAGGCAGAGGGCAGAGUAUCUGAGACAGAGAGGAAGCCCUCGUAGUUAUGCACACAUCAGUUCUAUCAAAGACGGAGAAUUUCUUUCAAAAAAAUUAGCCAGGUGUUGGAGGAGGUUUGUGAAGUCAAGGAGGACUAGUUUUGCCUUGGCUAAAGCCUAUGAAGUGCUGGGGAUUAACGAGGACUCUGUUAAGUCUAUGCCAUUUGAGCAACUAGCUCUCAAAAUUGAAUCACCUACAACACUUCAGACCACAAAAGCAUUGCUUGGUCGGUUAGAGAGCCGAUUUUUACUGUCUCAAUCAUUGAACUCAUCUGGUCCGGAGAAUAUAGACCAUUUGCUCAAGCACCUUGCAUCUCCUAAUAGAAAAAUGCCGUCUGGCAAAUCAUCAAGGACUAAAGGGACAACCAAGAAAGGAGCUCGAGCUGCCGAAUCAAAUAAUAAGCUCUCAAGAUAUUCAGUUAGAGUAGUACUCUGUGCUUACAUGAUACUCAGUCAUCCAAAUGCAGUCUUUAGUGGACAGGGUGACAAAGAAAUCCGAUUGAUGGAAUCAGCUAUAAACUUUGUUCGGGAGUUUGAGUUGUUAGUAAAAAUUAUAUUAGGACCAAAUAACACUAUGGAGAUUCAUCUAGACUCUUCAGCCGGUACUACUUGCCAGAAAUUCAGUGAACAAUUGGUAGCUUUUGAUGCAGCAUGGCGCUCUUAUCUGUACAGAUUUGUGGUGUGGAAGGUGAAAGAUGCAAGGGCUUUAGAGGAUGAUCUUGUGACAGCUGCGUGCAAACUUGAGCUCUCAAUGAUGCAAACAUGCAAGCUGACUCCUGAAGGGCGGUCGUGUGACCUCAGUCAUGACAUGAGGGCUAUUCAGAAACAGGUUACUGAAGACCAAAAACUAUUGAGGGAGAAAGUACAGUACCUGAGUGGCAUUGCUGGGAUUGAGCGAAUGGAAUGUGCUUUAUCUGAUACACGAUCCAAAUUUUUCGAAGCGAAGGAGAGCGGCAGUCCUUUGGCGACUCCUAUUGCUCAUAUAUCAUCUACUUCGGUAUCCAACUCUGCUGAUCAGUCUUCGGCUUCUCUCUCUAAGGAGCAUUAUAGUGCAAACAAUGAAAAGCCCAAAAGUGUGGUCCGUUCUUUAUUUGGAAGUUCAUCUUCACCACCGAAAAACAACACCAAACUGAAGCUUGAUGAUCCUUAUACAAUUGGCAAUCAAGAACCGAAGGAAAAUGAAGUUCUUGUCAAUGAGAUUCUCCACGGAAACCAUGGAGCAUUUGCUAAUUCUCUUGACGUUGGUGGUGCUGAGGAGAAUAUCAUGGCAAAGGUGAAAGAGACUAUGGAGAAGGCUUUCUGGGAUGGAGUUAUAGAUUCCAUGAAAGGAGAUGAACCCGACUAUAGCCGAAUUUUGGGCCUUGUGAAGGAAGUAAGGGAUGAAUUAUGCGAUCUGGCUCCUCAGAGGUGGAGGCAAGAGAUACUGGAUAGUAUCGAUCCUGACAUUCUAUCUCAGGUACUCGAGUCAGGCUACCAGGACUUGGAGUAUCUAGGAAAGAUCUUGGAGUACUCACUCAGCAUUCUUCGGAGAUUAGCUGCUCCCGCAAGUGAAGAUGAUAUGAGGAAAGCUCACGAGAAAUUAUUAAGUGAAUUAUCAGGAAUCUCUCAAUACCAAGAUGAUAAACGAAGUAGCGCUUUCAUUAUAGCAAUUGUCAAGGGUCUCCAAUUUGUUCUGGAGGAGAUACAGAAACUGAAAAAAGAAGUGAGCAAAGCACGCAUACAGAUGCUGGAACCGAUCAUAAAGGGUACUGUUGGCUUGGAGUAUUUACAGAAGGCAUUUGCUGAUCGUUAUGGCCCUCCCUCAAAUGCUCUGGAUUCUCUCCCUCUAACUAAGCAGUGGAUUUCAUCCUUGAGGGACAGUUCAGAAGAGGAGUGGAAUGAACAUGGGGAUUCUCUUUCCGUCCUGUCUACAAGCCAUAAUCAACCUCUUGUUACUACCCUACGAACAGGUGGAGGCAUUCCACAGGGAACGAAACAAGCACUUUCCCAUCCCGAUGCUUCAGGUAAUGGUGAACAACCGGAAUGCAAUGGAGAAAGGAUCGACUUGUUGGUGAGGCUCGGUCUAUUACGACUUGCUAGUGGUAUAGAGGGUGUGACAGUUCAAUCGGUGCCCGAGACUCUUCAGCUCAAUGCUUUAAGACUGAGGUCUGUCCAGAGCCAGCUUCAGCAAAUCAUUGUCAUCUCAACGAGCAUGUUGGUCCUUCGGCAAAUUAUUGUCAGUGAAAACUCCACUCGCCCUCCUUCGGACUUAGAAAGCUCGAUCUCAGAAUUCGCCAAAAACCUCACGGCACUCCUGGAGAGCAAUGCUGAUGUGGGCAUUGAAGAGAUCGUCGAGACCAUGGCGAACUCAUCUAUCUCAUCUUCAGAGACAAAGCUUCAAGGUAGGAAGGAAAUCAUGGCGAGGAUGCUUACGAAAAGCUUGCAGAACGGCGAUGCGGUCUUCACAAAAGUCUCAAGAUCCAUAUACUUAGCGGCACGAGCAAUUCUUCUCGGCGGUAGCGGGUCAAAGGGUCGGAGACUGGCGGAAGGAGUGCUAAGACGUGUUGGGGCUGUUAUGCUUUUGGAUCGAGUGGUUACGGCGUCAGAAGUGCUGAUUAGAAUGGCGACGAUAUCAGGCUUUGUUCAUGGGCCUUGGUAUAAAUGCUUGCUGUGAUUAUUUAGUUUUAUCGCCGUCGCGUAUAUAAAUAAAUAAACAAAUAAGUAUUAGUGGGAAAAGUAGUCUGUGAUCAUGUGGUUGGAAAAAAAAAAUGUAAAGUGUAGAACAUUAACUGUAGAUAACUAUGUACAUGCAUAGUGGUGGUCAUUGAGGUCGUGAUUGUUAUUGUCCUCCUAAGUUAGUUGAGGUCAUUGUUUAUAGUUUAUUAUUGUCCUAAGUUAUUUGUUGUCAUUGUUCACGGUACUUGGAAAUGAUUACUAUUUCUGCAAUUAUGAUCAUCAUUAUUAAUAA